AUGGAUAAGCCCGGUGCGUAUGACGCCAAGGCUGCGGACACAGACUUUAGGAAGAAAUGGGACAAAGAAGAAUAUGCAGAACGAGCACAGAAGAAGGAUCAAGAGGAGAGGGAGCGUAUGCAGGAGAAUGAGGAGCGUUUGAAGCAAGGGAAGCGUCCUCGCAAGGGGAAGAAAACUGAUUUACCCAAGCCCACCCAGUUGAUGAAGCAACGCGAUGCUCCUCUGGAACUAGACAAAAAUCUCAAUAAAACCAUGGUCGUCCAAAAUCCAGGCGGGAGAGGUCCUGGCCAACCUGGGUUCUUCUGCGAGACGUGUGAUCGAACAUAUAAAGACAGUAUAGGCUAUUUGGAUCACAUAAAUAGUAGAGCUCACUUGCGCGCACUGGGCCAGACAACGAAAGUAGAAAGAUCAACUCUGGCGCAAGUUCAAGCACGAAUAGCCCUUCUUCGAGAGAAAACUAAAGAGGCUGCGUCUGCCAAAGCUUUUGACUUUGACCAACGAUUGGCAGAAGUCAAGGCCAAGGAACUGGCGCUUAGAGAACAGAAAAAAGCCGAGAAGAAGGCCGAGAAAGAAAAGUCUCGAUUGGCUCUCAUUCAGGAUACCGGAGACGAGGACGUGGAAAUGGCACAGCUAAUGGGUUUUGGAGGGUUUGGGUCGUCAAAGAAAUGA
This is a messenger RNA of Laccaria bicolor S238N-H82, 669 nucleotides long. RefSeq lists its product as uncharacterized. Gene Ontology annotation, cellular component: spliceosomal complex; U4/U6 x U5 tri-snRNP complex. Gene Ontology annotation, molecular function: zinc ion binding; nucleic acid binding. The transcript is spliced from 3 exons. Lineage: Eukaryota; Fungi; Basidiomycota; Agaricomycetes; Agaricales; Hydnangiaceae. The coding region runs from base 1 to 669 and encodes 222 amino acids. The record is from RefSeq and is a predicted model, not a curated record. Gene Ontology annotation, biological process: mRNA splicing, via spliceosome.